Messenger RNA from Pestalotiopsis fici W106-1, 663 nucleotides. RefSeq lists its product as uncharacterized. The transcript is spliced from 4 exons. The record is from RefSeq and is a predicted model, not a curated record. Bases 1 to 663 code for a protein of 220 amino acids. Lineage: Eukaryota; Fungi; Ascomycota; Sordariomycetes; Amphisphaeriales; Sporocadaceae.
AUGUCUGACCUGAAGCCCAUCACUCUUCACGGCCACUUCCGAAGUGCCAACCCAUGGAAGGUUGUCCAAAUCCUAGAGGAGUUGGAUCUUCCAUAUAACCACAUUUUCGUGGACAUGAGCACCGUCAAACAAGAGCCAUACACCAAGAUAAAUCCCAAUGGUCGUCUCCCAGCCAUUGAAGACCCCAACACUGGUAUCACUCUUUGGGAGUCGGGCGCCAUCAUCGAAUACCUGAUUGAAACCUAUGACAAGGACCACAAGAUCAGCUCCACUUCGCUCCCUGAAAAAUUCUUGGAAAAGCAGUACCUUCACUUCCAAAUGUCUGGUCAAGGUCCUUACUAUGGACAGUGGGCGUGGUUCAAGUUGUUCCACAAGGAACAGGUGCCAAGCGCACUUGAUCGCUAUGAGGAGCAAACACUGCGAGUGAUGGGAGUUCUGGAUAACAUUCUCGAAGGCAAGGAGUAUCUGGUCGGCAACAAGGCCUCAUAUGCGGACCUGUCCUUUAUCGCAUGGGAGUCGACCAUUCACAUGUUCUUUGCUGACCGCAUGGACCAAAUCAAGGCGUACAAGAAUUACUGGGCCUGGUAUGAGAGACUUACUGCUCGACCAGCUACCAAGAAGGUCUUCAAGUUGAGACAAGAGGCUACCGCCCAGAAUUCAUAG